Messenger RNA from Diutina rugosa, 324 nucleotides. It is a transcript of the gene RPS25B, whose product is annotated as 40S ribosomal protein eS25. Gene Ontology annotation, molecular function: structural constituent of ribosome. Gene Ontology annotation, cellular component: cytosolic small ribosomal subunit. The transcript has 2 exons. Bases 1 to 324 code for a protein of 107 amino acids. Lineage: Eukaryota; Fungi; Ascomycota; Pichiomycetes; Serinales; Debaryomycetaceae. The record is from RefSeq and is a predicted model, not a curated record.
AUGGCGCCUAAGAUCCAACAAACCAAGGCCGCUAAGGUGUUAGCUGCUGCCGCUUUGGCUGGUGGUAAGAAGGGUAAGAAGAAGUGGAACAAGGGUAAGGUCAAGGACAAGGCCCAACACUUGGUUGUGCUCGACCAGGAAAAGUACGACAGAAUCAUGAAGGAAGUGCCCACCUUCAAGUUCGUGUCGGUGUCGGUCCUCGUCGACAGACUUAAGAUCGGUGGUUCGAUGGCCAGAGUUGCUCUCAGACAAUUGGAAGACGAAGGCAUCAUCACCCCCGUCGUCAAGUCCUCGAAGCAAGUUGUCUACACCAGAGCCGAGUAA